UUUUUCUACGAUGGAAUUUGAUGAAGAGAAACCAAAAGAUGUCAAAAUUGAUAGAAAAAGCAGAAGUGAUUCCUCAAAAACUUCAAAAAACAAUGAAGACAAAAAAGAUGUUUUGAAGAAUUUAACAGAAAAAGAACCGGCACCGCCUGUAAAAAGAGAGCCUCUGUCUUUGGAAGAACUUUUGGAAAAGAAGAAACAAAUGGAGGAAGUUAAUAGCAAGCCAAAAUUUUUGACAAAAGCUGAACGUGAAGCAGAAGCAUUGCAACGUCGAAAAGAGGAAGUUGAACGAAAACAAAAGGAAUUGAAAGACUUGGAAAAACAACGAAAUAAAUUUCUUAGUGAGGCUCGAAAAUCUGAUCGUGAUAGUAGAAGGGAUCGUGAUUAUAGAAGGGACAGGGAUAGAAGAAGUCGUUCACGUUCAAGAACUCGUAGCAAAGAAAGAGAAGAAAGGCGUAAUGAAAGAAUAGCUGAAAAGGAUAGGGAAAGAAUGCAAGAAGCUAUUAAGACGCGUUAUUUGGGUGCCCCAAAAGAAAAACGUAAAUGGGGACGUCGUUUACAUGAACGUAAAUUUAUUUUUGAUUGGGAACCUACAGAUGAUACCUCAAAUGAUUACAAUGAUUUAUAUAAAGAAAGGCAUGAAGUUCAAUUUUUGGGAAGAGGUUCAAUUGCUGGAAUGGAUGUAAAUCAACAAAAGAAACAAAAAUCUGAAUUUUAUCAAAAAUUGUUGGAACAACGUAGAAGUGAAGCAGAAAAAGAACAAGAAAAGCAUAGAUUAAAACAACUACAAAAGAAACAGAAAAAGGAAGAUUGGGAUAAUCGGCAUUGGACAAAAAAAGCUUUAAAUGAAAUGACUGAUCGAGAUUGGAGGAUAUUUCGUGAAGAUUUUAAUAUUACAAUAAAAGGUGGACGUGUCCCAAGACCUAUGAGACAUUGGGCUGAAAUGAAUUUACCUAAAGAUGUCCAUGAUGUUAUUUUGGAAGUUGGAUAUAAGGAGCCAACACCAAUUCAACGGCAAGCAAUACCUAUCGGUUUACAAAAUCGAGAUAUUAUAGGUGUUGCAGAAACUGGAUCAGGAAAAACUGCAGCAUUUUUAAUUCCUUUAUUGUGUUGGAUAACAACAGUUCCAAAAAAACAAGCAGCACCAAUAAUUUCAUUAGAUGAAGGAACAGAAUAUGAACAGGGGCCAUAUGCAAUUAUUCUUGCUCCAACAAGAGAAUUGGCACAACAAAUUGAAAUUGAAACACAUAAAUUUGGUGAUCGUUUGGGUAUUCGAACAGUCUCAGUUAUUGGUGGAGCAUCUCGAGAAGAUCAAGGAAUUCGGAUGAGAAUGGGUGUUGAUAUUGUUAUUGCAACACCUGGUCGACUUGUUGACGUUCUUGAAAACAGGUAUAUGUCAUUAAAUUUAUGCUCUUAUGUAAUUAUGGACGAGGCAGAUAAAAUGCUUGAUAUGGGUUUUGAACCUGAUGUUACUCGAAUUUUGGAAUUUAUUCCUGUAACAAAUUUGAAACCUGACACUGAAGAAGCUGAGGAUGAAAAUAAAUUGCUGGAAAAUUAUACUUCAAAAAAGAAAUAUAGACAGACAGUUAUGUUUACUGCAACAAUGUCAUCAGCAGUUGAACGUGUUGCCCGUCAAUAUUUACGUCGUCCAGCAAUAGUAUAUAUCGGUUCUGCAGGUCGUCCAACAGAACGAGUUGAACAAAUUGUAAUAAUGAUGUCUGAAGAAAUGAAACGUAAAAAAAUUGUUGAACUACUUUUUGAACCAAAUUUGUAUAUUCCACCAAUUAUUAUCUUUGUUAAUCAAAAAAGAGGUGCUGAUUUGCUAGGAAAAGGUUUACAAAAAAUUGGUUUUAAUCCGUGUAUUCUACACGGAGGGAAAGGACAAGAAGCUAGAGAAUAUGCUUUGGAUGCUUUAAAAACUGGGGCAAAAGAUAUUUUGGUAGCUACAGAUGUUGCUGGAAGAGGAAUUGAUGUUAAAGAUGUUUCGUUGGUUAUAAAUUAUGAUAUGACUAAAUCUAUUGAAGAUUAUACACAUAGAAUUGGAAGAACAGGUUUUUUAAAAUUUUAUUACUAA
Molecule: messenger RNA, 2071 nt
Organism: Meloidogyne enterolobii
Lineage: Eukaryota; Metazoa; Nematoda; Chromadorea; Rhabditida; Meloidogynidae
Source: the annotation of a GenBank genome assembly